ACAGACAGAAAUUGAUUGUCAACAUUAUUCGUUGUCGCGUGGAGAGACCAGAAUAACAACAACCCGAGGAGCAAAAACGCACUGGGAAUAUAUACAACAAAAGAGUGUGUGUGUGUGUGUGUCGCGCUGAAAGGAGUGAAAGACAAACAAAGGAAUUUCCCACACAUAUAGAGUGAAAAUGGGUGGCAAGCAUCAUCAUCAUGGUGCUGGCUCGGGCGGAACAGGAGGAACAGCAUCCGCUGGAGGAGGCGGCGGUGGCAACGGUGGCAGUCUCAACUCGAGCAUGUGCAAUUCGGUGCUCACCAAUGCCACAACAGCCACCAGCAGCAGCCUCACCCAGCAGCAGCAGCAGCUGCAGGCCAAGUACAUCAAAUCGAAGCGCCACCAGAGUCGCUACACCAAUCUGCAGCAUUCUGGUCACGACUCUGGCAGCUAUCUGCAUCUGAAUUCGCUCUGGUCGAUCUGGUACGGUGUCCUACUCACCCUCUUCCAGGGUUAUUUGGCCAUGCACGGCGCCUACAGGUUCUUGGGCUGCUCUCUGAUACCCUGGAAAAUUGAGCCCGUGGCGGAAUUGAAUCUACAGAUAGUGCUCUCUGGCGUGGUAUUCAUUCUGCUGCCCGUAUUCUUCACUUCGGCGGUGUUUAAGGUUGGCAACUUGGCAAACGACGGCAUUAAAUUGGCCACAGGCGCAAGGGAGCGACGCUGCACGCUGGCCCCCCACGACGGCCUCGAGGAGGAGUCACGCGGCGGGACGCUGCGUGCUCUGUGGACGCACGGCGGACCGACGGCGGCCUUUGUCCAUAUCCUGAUUGCGCUUUGUUUGCUGCUGCCACGGCUGUUGCUGGAGGCGCGCAUCAUCGAGAACGGACUGUUGCCGAAAGAACAAAUUUGGGCCACUGAAAUGGACUUUGUUGUUAUCAAUCGUCGCAAUUUGAUGGCCCUAUCGGUGGUGGGACCCACAGCACUGCCCAAGCACUACCAUCGACAGCAGCAGCAGCAGCAGCAGGAGGGGGAGGAGGGCCAUCCACACACUUACAACAUGACCGCAGCAAACGGCGGCAGUCUGGAGCAGGAACAGGACGAAGAGGACUACUACAACGACACCAUGUUCACGGCCAUGCGGGGCAUGGGUGGGGGCAAUAACAACUUGUUCGACCUACGAACUCAACCAGCUAAGGCGGCAAAUGGGGGCGGCGGCGGCAGGCAGAAGGCGGCUGCGGCAAAGACAACGACAACGUCUAAAACGACAGCCAUAUACACAAAAUUGAAUGCGGGCGGCAAAUACUUUGAAGUGCCCGAUUUAAUUAAUCAAGAUAUUGACGAGGAGGAGCGCCAAGAGCUGGAGGAGGCCAUCCAUGGGGAUGAUGACAACGAUGAGGGGGAUGUGGGCGAUGUGUUGUCGGCGGAGCAGGAGGCAGGCACUGUUUUAUUGCCGGAUUUUGAUGAGUUUGCAGCGAAAACCACAAAGACAACAACCAGCAGCAGCAGUGGCAGUGGCAGCGACAGCGAAGACAGCAACAAGUUAAAUAUCGAAAAUUGGCAGACAUUGGGAACACUGGCGAAGGGCAGGAGCAUAACCACAACGACGCGCUCCACCACAACUGAGGCGCCAACAACAGCAGCAGCAACAAGCAGCACAACAACAACAAGCACCACAACGCCAGCAACAACAACAACCAAAGCAACAACAACCAAAGCAACAGCAGCGACAGCAACAGCGACAGCAGCAACAACCAGCAAACAGCCACAUCAUCAUCACAGCAAAACCAGAAAGCAUCACAACAAGCAGCACCACAAGAAACAGCAGCAGGCGCGUCGCCAUCAUGUGGCAUCGCACGAGCAGGCAAUGCUGGAGAGCUGGAGCCCGGGAGGGGAGCAACAGCAGCCGCAGCAGCUGGAGGAGACCACCACGCGGGACAGCAACAUACAUCGCGUGCGGCCGGAGGUGCUGCCCGAGAUUAUCAUACCCUCGACGCCAGUGUCGAGCAACUCCAAGAUCAUAGCCAUCAAGCCGAAGAACCAGAAGCGCCGGAUCAGCAAGCGGGCCGCAGGAGUGGAAAUCGAACCGGAAUAUCAGCUGGGCGAUGGAACUGGCAGCAUCAGUUCCAGUGAAUUUGUGGCCAAAUCGAAUGAGGAAGAAGCGGAGACGGAGGCGGAGGCCGAGGAGAGCGAGGACUUUGACUUGGAGGAGGGAGACUUUCAGGCGAUGCCCGCUUUGACGCCAGCCACACCCGCACCGCCGACCCCAGCAAUGCCCGGCAACGACUACGUGCGGCUGGAUGGCUUUGCCGGAAUGCUGCAGCUGUUCUUUGGCAUCGACAAGCCCAUCGAUGUGGCCAUCUUUGCCCAGCCACCGAGUGCAGAGUUUGUGAAUCUGCUGUGCGCCCUGCUGGUGUGGUCCGUGCGCUAUCCGGCCGUGUUCUGGAACACCUCAAAGGCCUUUGCCUGUGUGUUCAGUGUGCAAAUGAUUGUGGCCGCCUUGGACAUCGUACUGGGCUAUGUGGGCGUCUCGAAUCUGUACAAGCUGCAGAUCUAUGCCGAGGCCAUGCCUGUGCAUCAGCCCGGACUCAUUCUGAAUGGCAUCGUGACGCUGGCUCUGUAUCUGCUGGCCACGGCGCUCGUGCUGGCCUCCUCCAUGGUCAUGUAUCUGUACGGGCAUGGCCGCUUGGCCACCCGCAUGAGGGAUCGCUCCAUCAUUACGCUGAAAGCGAACGAGACUUGGAUCUACUUUGCCCACUGCGCCUCGUUGUGCUUUGUGCUGGCACUGGCUGUGGUCAAGGCGCCGCUGCUCAACGAUCUGAGUGCCACCUAUAAGAAUAAUUUGCAUUGUCCGACAUUUUUGGCAGCGCUUAUUGGUGUCACACAUCUGUUGCUGUGGAUUGUCGUCUGGCUGUGCCUGACGAUCAAACGGCGCUGGCACUUCAAGCUGCCGCCGCUGGACAACACCUAUGGGGGGCUGCUGAACAAGGCGAGCGCCCAGCCACUGCUGAUGUCCAGUGGCCAGCGUACGGGCAGCAAUUCGAGCAGCGGCGGCAACUCCACCAGCACCACCAUGAAUGGCGGCAACGAUUCCAGCCUAAAGCCGGACAUGAUGAGUACGGCGACCAGCACGGAGCUGGGCAUGGGCAUGGGCAUGGGUCUGGCCGCCCAAGAGGAUAUCUAUUGGCCGAAGCUGACGCCCAGUUCGCCCAAGCUGAAGGUCACCUUCAAUGAAGUUACGAGUACGUCUGAUGAUGUCCUACUAAUUGGUGACCAAGAACAAACUGAUGGCAAGCGCCAUACGAGCCGUGGAGCCUCGAUAUGUUUUGCCAGUGCUGCGGGGGAAAUUGACGACGGCGAGUACGCGACACUAAGGGCAGCCACUGCUGGCGCCGUUGUGGGCAUCACCAUGGGCAGCAUGAGGAGUGGUCUGGGCUUGGGUGCUGCUGGCGCUGCUGCUGCUGGUGGAGGAGGAGGAGGCAGCAUUUCAUCAUCAUCUGUGGGCGUUAGUCUGCUUCACCUGUCGGAGUAUGAUGAACUGCCACCGCCACCACCAACCAACCAUCAUCACCAGCAACAACAACAGCAGCAGCAGCAGCAGCAGCAGCGACAACAACAGCAGCAGCACCACCACCACCAGCAGCAGCAGCCACAUCCUCAGUUUGCCCAUGGACAUCCCCACGACUAUGCGAACCUCAGCGGUCUGGGCGGCAUCAGCGAUGACAACAUCUCGGAGGAGGGCAAACUGUUGGCCUGCGUGCGUGAUGAUAGCAUUACAUAUGCCUCGACCAGAGAUCUGGAGCCGCCACAGCCACAGCCACAGCCAACGGCAGGGAGCCAGCCACCGCCACCACCGCCGCCAUUGCCCGUCAAGGGUGCACCCAUGCCACAGCCACCGGCGGUGCUGCCCCAUGCCGGUCCGUACGGACGUGCUCCCCAGGCCAUGCCCGAGAUAAUGCAAUUGUCGCCCGAGCAUCAUCACAAGUCGCAUCUACAGCAGCAUCUCCAGCAGCCGCUCCAGCCGCAGAAGCCACCGCCACCGCAUCAUCCUCUACAGCAGCAGCAGCAACAGCAGCAUCUAGUCAGCCCCUUGGCGCCCGUCACGGUUGCCGUACACACAAAUGAGGCGCAUAUUGCCUCCAGUUCCACACCCCGUUGCCUGCGUCGCGCCGACUCGGGCGUACCCAACGAGGCGCUCACGCCACGCAGCGACACCAACUCGAUCACGGAGAGUACCACCACCUCGCCGCCAGAGCGCGCACCCUCCGAGUCCUCGAGCGGCGUGCACUCGGGCGAGGAACGGGAGCUGGAAGUCAUCAUCAGGCCACGGGCCAGCUGCAAGCCGCCGCCGCGUCCACCACAGCCACCCAUCCAAGAGGAGCCGUACGGCCGCUGCACCAACAUGCGCAUGUCCAGCUUCAAUGCCGAUCCAGCCUCGGCUGGCUCCCUCAGCUCCGGCAACGGAAUGAACAGUGCCACGCUGCCGAUGCAGCGCAGCGUACCGGAGCAGAAGUUCGAUUAUACGGCCCACUGCAGCACGAUGCCGUUGCCGGUGGGCUGCCACAGCCAGCAGCUUGCCGGCAAUUCGGGCAACGGCGGCUAUGCCUCCACCUCGGCCAUGACCACCUCCAUGGGUGGGGGCAUACCGCCGCCACCGUCGCAGGUCACCAGCUUCAAGACGUCCGGCAUCGGCAUGGGCAUGGGCAUCCAUUAUGCCAACGCUGCAGUGGCCCUGGGCAAUGGUCAGGCAAUGCAGGCGCCGCACACCACCCUGCCGAACGGCGUUCGCUACUCGAAUCCGCACUUCCUGCGCCGCCUGCCGCACAUGACCAAGGCAGCGGAGUCACCGUACGGCCACUUGGGCUACGGUGCCGGACAUCAUGCCUUCGCCAAGCUGCCCCAUGAGACGCAUCCCACCAUACCCGAGGAUCGCGACUCGGCCAACUAUUCGAUGGCCUCCGACCAGGACUGUGGCCUGUAUGUGACGGCCCAGCUGCAUUAGGCUGCUACAAGCUCCAAGCUCCACCAGCUACCAUUUACUCAGUUUUCGUAGUGCUGUAGCAGUGUAGUGCCCUAAACGUAUCCGUAAUCCCCCGUACUCUUCUAAGUUAGCCUCUCGGCUUUUGUACAGCUCCGUGCCCAAGAGAAGCCACACCACUAAUCCAUUAAUCUUCCAAAAGUAAUGCACUCGAGAUCGGCUGAAGAGCGCUGAAGAAGUCCCGACUCCGAUUGGGGGCGUAUAUGUACACGAGUAUAUAUUUAUUUAUUAUAUAUUUGAUUGCUUUGCCUAAACGAUGAUACAAGUAGCACAAAUCCCACACUCAGUCGUAGCUGAUGAUUGAUGAAUGAUGACAAACGCCCACGCAAUGAAACCACUAAAAAACUGUACGAUCCAUACUAUAUCUGCAUGCAUCUACAGCUGCAUCUAAAUCUACAACAAAUCCAAAAUCUAUUUAUAUUUAUAUCUAUACAUACAUACAUAUACAUAUACAUAUAUAUUUAUACAUGGCUAUGCUCGUAUACAAUGUGUAAGAUAAUAAGCUAAUCGUGUUUAAGUAAUCAAAUGUAAACUAAAGUUUAUCAUAUCAUAUAUGAAUGGAAUAUAUCUAUCUAUAGCUAACUGUAAGACUAACCCUAUACACCUACAAUAUCUACGCAUUAAUCUAAACAGAAGCAACAAAUAUCAUAACUUGAUCAUGUGCAAGCACUCUCAAAGUAUUCUUCUCCCCUAAGCAAUUUCUCUAAAACUAAACCACACACACACUCACACACACACGAAAGAAAGGAACAAAAGGCAUACGAAUUUAAGCAGCAAUUGUAUGGUUUUUUUUUAAGUGUAAGGAUUAGUAAUUGUAUUGUAAAAUGGUAAACAACAAUUUAAUGGCAUUAACUAACAAAACAAAACAAAACAAAACAAAACAAAAAAACCCAAUAUGCUUCAGCUAGUCGGAUUUAGAGGAUAUAGACAACCCAGCAAGGCUUCUGCAUACACACAAUAUGUGCGAGUAUUUUCUAUGGUCUCUCAAUGCUUAACGUUUAAGAUGAAUGUAAAAUGUAAUGUAACAAAGCGACAAUAUGAAUACUAUUAUUUAAUGUAUGAUACAAAUGAUAUACUUACUACAACUACUAUCCACGCCCCCAUACAUAUCUCUCACACACACACACGCAAGCAAGCAAACACUUAAGACUUUCCACUUUGGACACCUCCUGCACACUGCUUUAAAUGUCGUCUAGCCGCCGCAGAGAUUUAUUUUAAUUUCUUGUGCAUUUUCGAUUGGCGAAAGGUUACUUCUCAACUAGCAAGGAUUGCCGAUAGUGUAACACUGCCACACAGAACAAUUGUUUCUAUUUGAUUAUCUUUGGACAGAACUCGAGAACGAUCGUGUACGUAUGUAUUUUGGAUCGAUCCUUCUUCCUUGAUAAGGACCCAAUCAAAGUCUUCGCACGAUCGCAAGAAAGCACGCCGGGAUAUUGUUUGAUAUAUAGUUUGACUAGCGAAAAAUAUCCUUGAUCCUUUGUAAGGACAUUUUUACGGUCACAGGAAGCAUUGUCACGACCGGAUCGGCCCACUAAUAGUGGAGAAAUUUAAAUAUUUUUGGCAGGAAAAAAUAGCCUUGAUCCUUGAUAAGGACUCCAUCAAAUCAAGAAUUUAUUCGAUCACAGCAAGCCUGAAAGUAUCCUGUUAUGCCACCCAAUUAAGGCCACAAACAGCGGAGAAAAGGAAAUAUGUAUAGCUGGGGUUGUUCGAGUUUUUCUCCAACGAUCAAAGACAUUUUUUCGAUCACAGGAAGCGCAGAAAACUAAAUAUUUGUGGUAGGGAAAAAUAUCCUUAUUCCUUCAUAAGGACUGCAUCAAACCAAGGAUUUUCUCCCGAACAUAGGAAGCCGUCGCCCGUCCCGAUCGGGCCACACAUAACGGACAAAAAAAAAAACAAAACCGGCCUGCUGUAAUUUGUUGUGCAACAAAAGUUGUUCUUGUUAUUGUACAAUAACAAUUCUCAAUUUGGUGGCGACCAAAACCGAGUUUUUCCGAGUUUCAGAUUUGCUAAUACCAGGCGAACAGAAAUCAGCAGAAAGCAACUUCAGUAAUUGCAAAUAAAAAUUGUGCUGCAUACUUUUAGUUACCAUUUUUAGUUUAAAUUGUAGCUUACUUUUGGGAUGAACGAAAUAGAAAUUAAAAGUGUUGCAUACUUUUAGCUACCAUUUAAUUUUAAAUCGUAGCAUACUUUUGGGGAUGAAAAUUAUUAAAAAAAAAAAUUUAAAAGUUGCUUUCUGCUGAUUUCUGUUCGCCUGGUACUCGGUCGAAAAUUUCUUCGUUUUCGCCAUCUGGCUGAUGAAUUUUGUUGUUUUUU
Molecule: messenger RNA, 7330 nt
Organism: Drosophila obscura
Lineage: Eukaryota; Metazoa; Arthropoda; Insecta; Diptera; Drosophilidae
Gene: tinc
Product: protein tincar
Exons: 7
Coding region: 179-4981 (1600 amino acids)
Source: RefSeq, a predicted model, not a curated record